UUUGUCUCUCUCCGGUGUCUCUUUUUUCUUCAACACAUUCUUCAAGUACCCUUUGUAUUGUUUAUGUCAUUGAAAACCAUAUAGCCAUAACCAUGGACUACACAACUUGGCCUGAAUCACAGCAAAACCAAACCCCACUAUCCUCUUACCCACCUUCUGUACCCUCAUCGUAUCCUCAACCAUCAUCUUUCACUACCCAGUAUCCCUCUUACCCUCAAAACCCUAACCCUUCUUCAUCUAUCCCUCAAUCUUCUCUUGUAACCCAUGGUGGCACUCUUCUGGAACCAGGGCUCAACCCUCCUGGGGUUGAUUCCUAUGCCCCAUUGAACUCCAAUCCUAAUAUCAUUACUCAUCUGGGUCAUGAAGGCCUUCCCAAUUUCUUGUAUGGUCACACUCACAGCCAUGUGGUUGAUUCGAGCUCGUUGGUGGCAUCUUCUGGGUACUACUUGGAUCCCAAUACCCAGAAUUGGGCUGCUAGGGAGGCUGUUAGGCAGUAUGGUGCAAACCCUGUUAGCCAUGGAGCUGGCAUCUCUGUACCAUCAGAUGGCUCGGAACAACUGGCUUUUGCAAAUCCUAACUCCACAUUGUGGACAAAUACGACAACUAAACCUCAUGGCAAUGGAAUAUGGAAGAAACACCUAAAGAAAGCUAAAACUAAGAUUGUGCAAUCUGCAUAUUGUGAAGUUUGCAAGAUAGAUUGCACCAGUAAGGAUGUACUGGACCAGCAUAAAUUAGGAAAGAAGCACAAGAAGAACUUGGAGAAACUAAGAGAAUCAUUGAAACCAACUCAAGUUCAUCCAUCUGGGUCAUCUAAUCCUGUUAUAGGACCACAAGUACAUAAUGACAAGAGCAAAUCUGACAGUGGGCAGAAGAGUAAGAGGAAAACAGUUGAAACUCCAGAGGAUUUGGAGAAAAAGAAGAAAAAGGUUCUUGAAGGGGGGGCAGCAGCUGAAGCAGUUAGAAUAUGUGCUAUAUGUAACGUCGUGUGUAAUAGUGAGACGGUUUAUAAUUAUCAUCUUUCAGGGCAAAAGCAUGCUGCCAUGGUGAAGAAAGCAUCUGACCAUACACGAUCCAAUACCAGUUGAAUUUUUCCCUUUUAUUUCUUAAGGAACAUUACUUUUCUUUUUGUGACAUUGUUUUAACAUCUCCACUCAGCAUUUUAAUAGAAUAUCCGUUGCUUAAUUUUUAGUUUUAUAUGACAGUUGGUUGAGUAUAUAGUAUAUACACUUUUGCAUUGUUUGAGCAAAUGAGAUGCAUCAGACCUUCAGUUGUCUCUG
Gastrolobium bilobum is the source of this 1277-nucleotide messenger RNA. RefSeq lists its product as uncharacterized. The coding region runs from base 93 to 1085 and encodes 330 amino acids. Gene Ontology annotation, molecular function: zinc ion binding; nucleic acid binding. The transcript has 2 exons. Lineage: Eukaryota; Viridiplantae; Streptophyta; Magnoliopsida; Fabales; Fabaceae. The record is from RefSeq and is a predicted model, not a curated record.